Molecule: messenger RNA, 1638 nt
Organism: Bemisia tabaci
Lineage: Eukaryota; Metazoa; Arthropoda; Insecta; Hemiptera; Aleyrodidae
Source: RefSeq, a predicted model, not a curated record
GUUAUUCAAGAAUUCCAGUUUAUGAGGGAGACAGAAAGCAAGUGACCUCAAUGCUCUACAUUAAAGAUUUGGCAUUGGUUGAUCCAGAUGAUUGCACUCCACUAAGAACUUUAACUCAGUUUUACCAAAAUUCGUGCUAUUUUGUUUUUGAAGAUACUACCCUAGAUGUCUUGCUCAAAUCAUUCAAAGAAGGUAACAAAGGUCAUAUGGCAUUUGUUCAACGUGUAAAUAAUGAGGGUGAAGGUGAUCCAUUCUAUGAAACCAUCGGACUGGUGACUUUAGAAGAUGUUAUUGAAGAACUGAUUCAAGCUGAAAUCAACGAUGAGACAGAUGUCUAUGUUGAUAACCGAUCAAAAAGAAGAAGGGAAAAAAGGCAUAAUCCACGGCAAGAUUUCACUGCCUUUGUUCAACGCAAUGAAAAUCAACGCUUCUUUAUAUCACCGCAGCUUAACCUUGCUACCUUCCAGUUCCUUAGUUCAAGUGUAGACCCUUUCAAACCAGACAUCAUAUCUGAAACGAUUUUAAUGAGAAUGUUAAAGCAAGAUGUCUUCUUCAAAAUCACAAUUAAUACAAAAGAUAUAACAAAAGAUGAUCUGUCAACGUAUAUCUAUCAGCAGGGUAAACCUGCUGAUUAUUUUAUCCUGAUCUUGGAGGGCCGAGUUGAAGCCACAGUUGGUCGAGAGAAUCUCAUUUUCGAAAGUGGGCCAUUCACUUAUUUUGGAACUCAAGCGUUACAACAAAAUAUAGGCUUAGGUGCUGAAUCUCCAACAAACAAUGUUUCACAGCCUCUUGGAAGUUUGCAGUCUGUGAAUCUUGAUUCUAUGUUACGUUACACUUUUGUGCCUGAUUAUUCCGUACGAGCUGUUACGGAUGUCUGUUAUGCUCGCAUUAAGCGCUCUCUUUACCUUGCUGCAAAGAGGGCUACACUAAUGGAGCAGUCAAAGAAAGGCUCCGUGACAGACAACUUCAAUGAUGAGGUUGAUAAGUUACUUGCUGGUGAAGAUGAUUCAAAAAGUCAAAGCUCUCCUGAAAUGACGAGAAAUACAUCGCAAAUAUUUAUUACAACAGAUUGUGAUGGUUGGUUGCAGUUAGAUGAACUGAAUGGCCAGUUUAAUGACUUCAGCCCUACCCAGCAUCAGCACAAACAGAACUCCACCAAGUCUUCAUCAUUAAUCUCACCGGUGUGUCCUCGCUCCAAGAUUGAUGGCAUUGAAAUUGCAAGCCUUGAGGAGCAAGAGAACCUACUUGAUCACAGAAGCAAUUGUCAAGAAGAAACUGGUGUAUCAUAACAGUGGCUGAUAUUGACGUUUUUCAUUGUGACUGUACAUUGAGUCAGUCAGAUUUGAUGCUUUGAUUCGCUCUUGUCAAAUAAGGAAAGAAGAUUUUAUAUAAAGUGUCUAAAGUAUUUGAGAAUUUGAUGAUUCCAGCAUAAGAGGGACUUGGAAGUUAAAGAAAAUACCAAAUGGAAAUUUAGAAUGGAACAAAUCGGGAUUUAAUGAUUUUUUAAAGAUCCCCCUUUUGAACAUCCCCUGCUAAAGAAAGUAGAGUUCUUGUCACUGGUUUAGUGAAUGUAAGUAGCAAUUAAUAGACCUGCUCUCUAAGGGAUAGUAAAUGUCAAAUGAGACGAUUGGAGUUCAA